UUCUCUCCUCUGUUUCCGGUUUCUUCACGCGCACUUCCUGGAAACGCUCCUUAGAAACAAGGGGAGGAGGCGCGUGCCGCUUUAAAACAAAAUGGACCUCCAGGAGGUGGCAGCAGGAGACGGACGUCAGGUGUUAAGUCGCCCGGGAACUCCUAGUCCUAGUCACAGCAUCAGCAACCAGGACCAGACCCAACCUCCACUGGGACCAGGAGGCUCUCAGCCCCUGGGGGGGCAUGAUCCACAGUUAGAUUUUCAGGACAGCAGCCUCUCUCCGGCGCUCCGCCUUCUGCCUGCAGCCUCAGGGAUGGAGCCCAGCCUCUCAGAUCUGACACAUGCAGAGUUUGCUCCUUUGAGGGCGUGUCCCGACUUCUCAAUGAUAUCACAGGACGACAGCACACACCAGGCUGGGGGGGGCGCCCCGUACCCCAGCUACCCGGUCCAAACAACUGUCCUGUCUGAUAGGGGUCGGAGCAGCUGGUGCACUCUUUCAGAGCACAGUAUGUCCUCCACCAACCAGUACAAACUGAAGGAAAGACCCCCCCCAGACAAGACUGCUGGUGCUAACAGAGACAGCAGCUCAGGAGAAGCAGACCUGCACGAUGGGGGGGCUGCUGAGGGGAAAAUGCCCCUGCAGGGGGACCAGGUAAAAGGACCUGGAGCAUCAGGACCUGAUCAGUUGAAUGUCAGUGGGGGGGUCGACAGCCUUCUUCAGCCUCCAGCAUCCUCAGCUCACGCCCCCAGCCCGUCUUCAGGAGGAGAGGCUGAGGCGGGGGCCGACCUCUGGCCCCCAGGGAACCAAAAAAAACUCUUCCUGGCUUUCCUUCCACAGUCUCAGUCCACUCCUGGGGAGGUCAUGAUCCCACCCGGGUCCAGAAGCCAAACAGGAGUGGGCCGGGCACUGCACCCCCCCUCACAGGUCCCGGCUCUGCCAAGUCUCACCUAUGUGCAGAAAGUGGAUGCUUGGAGGGCAGGCCAGAGCAUAGGGCUGGGGGGGCUCUCUAGGACAGUUUCAGAACCCAGUCCCCUGACCUGCGUCCUCCCCUUUAGGUCACAGCAACCCCCCCAAUUUGCUGCUGACCCUGAUAGCUUUUCUGGGCUACAAGUGGGGCCUUCUGCCGAUGCGUCUUCAGCCCCCAGCCUGGAGCUGGAAUCUUUCUCCCCCUACAUGACUUCAAAAGGAUCGUCGCCCCCACCCUCUCCAAAGCCCCCGCAGCCCCACCUGGAUAAGGACAAUUCUAUAUGUAACCUGGAAAUAGACCACGCCCCCUUAACGAUCCUGACUUCAAUGACACCCAGAGGACCGAACCAAGACCCCAAACUCUCCCCCACAAUCAAAGGAUCCACUGCCACCCCCCUGGAGAGCUCUCAGCCAUCUGAAGGGGGAAUUCUUGUCAAACAGGACUUUUCUAAGGAGGUGACUGAAUCCGUGGUGAAAGUGGAUUCCCCCCUGGAUGCCGGCGGAUACAGGGGGGGUGGAGAGGAUUCUACCUUCAGUUCUACAGCAGGAUUGGGGUUGCGGGGGCAGGUAUCAACAGGCUUGCCUGCAGCCUCUUCAGCCCCCCUCCUCUCAGAGGACAGGCCUGCAUUAGUGCAGAUGGAAGCCAGAAAGCUGCAAGGUUCUUCUGCCCCCCCCUCCUCUGCUGCUGCAGACCCCUGGAGGAUGGGGGCCAGGUCCCACUCGGACCCCACGCUCAGCUUAAAGGAACCGAGGCAGAGUCACCCCCCUACUCCAUCUCUACACCCCACUCACCCAUCUACCGCUACCCCCACCUGUCCGUCACACCACAAGGCCGAGGGUGAAGCUGCGGGGGGGUCCCGCCUCCUCUGUGAUGCGGCCCGGCGGACGGAGCCUGAGGGCUGCAGCGCCGCGCCCCCAAAGAAAGUUUUAACAUCGCAGGUCUCCGCUGGGCCUCCGUCCGCGAGCACACAGCAGCUCUCACACCAGGGGGGGCUCCCGAGGGACGACGAGGAGCCCGGACAGGCUGAGCCCCCCUCCCUCACUACCCCAGACGCCGACCUGCUGAGCGACGGGAGCAGUGACAGCUCUCUGACCAUCAGGGUGGCCAAGCUACUGCAGGAUGACCCCGCCUCCACCACACUGUCCAGCCCCCCCAGCACCGCGGAGCAGGAUAGCAGAGAGAGGAAGGCGUGCUGCCGCCAGCCUCUGCAGCUGCAUGAGGAGGACAGGAGGGGGGUGGAGGAGGUGAAGAGGGAGCUGCUGCUGAAGGGUGAAGGCAGCACAGACACCGGGGGGAGUUCAGACACUGGGGGGGCCGCAGCCUUCAAUCCUGCAGAAGACCGUUUUGGUUUUAGUGUGCCCCCCCCAGAUAACCUCUUCAAGCCACUUGUAAAGGGUUUUCCCUCCACGUCCUCUGCUUCUCCGCCCUCCAUGGCAACGCUUGGUCCCUCAGUGAAGAAAAGGCAACAGGAGGGAGGGGCGACGUCGGCACAGUCAAUCCAAAAAUCUGAUUUUGACCCCCCCUGGAGCCACAGUGUGAGUCAGAAAAGGGUAGAGACUGUGGUGGGGCAGGACAAAGAGCCCCCCCUGUCUGAAACCAGCUCUGCCUCCGAUGUCAGCCGGGAGGGGGGGCAGUCUUCUGUUGCCGGGACACAGCGCGUCCUGACCCCCCAAACCUCAGCUCACAACCUCCCCUCAGCCGGCACCGCCUUCAGGCGAUUGUCUGCCAGCAGUCCUGAUGGAGGAAUGGGAUCCUCCCGUCCCGCGGGGGGGUGGGACCACGGAGAGCAACAGAUGCCUGAGAGUAGCAGGUUUCAGAGGGGGGAGUUCUCCUCCACAGCCCAUCGCAGAGGUGCAACAGCAUCGCCACCCUUAUUCGAGCAGACUCCAGCUGUUCCAAUGCUGCGUCCCUACAAACCUCCCGGCAGCGACGAGCUCUUCUACAUCCCUGAUAGAGAAGCCAGCGCCUCUCCUGCCAGCACCAUGGAGAGCUCCCACCCAGGCUCAGACGACGCCGUCCCCCCUCCCUUCGGCAGUGACAUCCUCGGGCAACAGGACCCCGGGUUGGAGGCUGGGGUGACAUUCAGGCACGCUGAGGGCAUCUACAGCAAGAGGGUGAACUCCUUUAACAUGCAGACAGACACCCCAGCUCACCCCAGCCCUCCAAAAUCUCAGCUGCCCCCCUCCACAAACGGGCAGGUUCUCAGGAGAGAGCAGAGGGUCGGCCUGCACCGCUCCCCCCACCCGGAGCAGACUGGCCCAGACCAUGCGGCCCACAGCCUGGACCUGCUGUGGCAGAAGUUUUGUGAGGCCUUGGGGGGGUCCGGUCCGGCAUGUAGCAGAGAGGCGUCACUGGUGGAGCGUCUGCAGCGCCUGUCCCAGCUCAUCCACAGCAUGGGGGGGCUUCAGGGGGAGCAGAGCAGAGGAGAGAGGGGGGGUCAUGGUACAGAACCACAGAGGAGAGUUUGGGCCAGCAGAGAGGACAGAGCUGAGGAGGCUCUACAGGGGGCGGACAGCGUCCAGUCCCUGCUGUCCUGGAGCUCCUCAUUGGUUCACACGGAGGGGACGGAGACCCCCUCCCCCGGGUCUGACUCCAGCAUCGAUACGCAGCGCCUGAUCUGGGUCUACGGAGCCCACAGAGUCCAGAAGAUGAAAAACGGAGCCAUCCACAGGCAGAAAAGGGGGGUGACGCAUCGCACAACCCCUCCGUCUGCCCCCCCUCCAUUAGGACCAACAGAGGACAGGGAGUCUGCGCGACACCGAGCCUGCUCCACCUCAGAGGGGAGGAGCAAAGACACCCAAGCAGGAAACAGCAGGACACGCCCACUCACCAGAGACGUUGGCACCACCUUUCCUUCUCCAGGAGACGCCAGAAGCUUUGGACAGACCUCAUCAUCUUCAUCCAGCACAGUGAGAGGAGGAGGGACGCCCCCCAAGUGUCAGACCAGCUCAAGACGGGGCAAAAGCCGAAGGAGCCCCCCCCAGGCUCAUCCUGGAGGGGUGUCCUGGUUCAUCUCCGCUGACACGCUGAGGUCAGAGGAGCGGAAGGAGAACCGGCCCGAGUCUGCAGCCUGGUUCCAGCACUGGUCCCGGGUUGAACCGUGGAGGGAGCCGCUGCGACUACGACAAGUCCAGCAGGACCGAAGACGGCAGCAGACUGUCCCGGAACCAGAGCCCAAGGCCAGGUCGCUCAGCUCCACAGGAGGGCCCAUUUCUCUGCAGGAGGCGCUGCGGGUGCGUCGCCCGGACUUCAUUAUCCAGUCCAGGCAGAGGAUGAGGCGUCUGGAUUUACAGGCCCAGGAGAGGAGGCUCCUCAGCCUGGAGGGAGCAUUCUGCUACCAGACGGGGGCUCCAGUGAGGCUGAGGACGCCUGCAGGUCCGCUCUUAAGGAGGGCCGUUCCGAGGAAGGAGAUGAUCCAGAGGUCCAAACGGAUUUAUGAGAAUCUACCGGAGGUGCAGAGGAGGAAGGAGGAGGAGAGGAGGAAGGCAGAAUAUCGCUCCUACAGACUGAAUGCACUGCUCUACAACAAGAGGAUUACGGAGCGCGUCCUGGGACGUAGAUCUGCAUGGAGAUGACCACCGACUCCAAACAACGCCGGCUUUUUAAAUAAAUAAACCAAAACCUGACUGAUGUUUCAUAGA
Messenger RNA from Oryzias melastigma (Indian medaka), 4600 nucleotides. RefSeq names its product ALMS1 centrosome and basal body associated protein (gene alms1). The record is from RefSeq and is a predicted model, not a curated record. Gene Ontology annotation, biological process: regulation of centriole replication. Lineage: Eukaryota; Metazoa; Chordata; Actinopteri; Beloniformes; Adrianichthyidae. The transcript is spliced from 18 exons. Bases 92 to 4534 code for a protein of 1480 amino acids. Gene Ontology annotation, cellular component: centriole; cytosol; centrosome.